Molecule: messenger RNA, 480 nt
Organism: Annulohypoxylon maeteangense
Lineage: Eukaryota; Fungi; Ascomycota; Sordariomycetes; Xylariales; Hypoxylaceae
Product: Ubiquitin
Exons: 3
Coding region: 1-480 (159 amino acids)
Biological process (GO): protein ubiquitination; modification-dependent protein catabolic process
Cellular component (GO): nucleus; cytoplasm
Molecular function (GO): protein tag activity; ubiquitin protein ligase binding
Source: RefSeq, a predicted model, not a curated record
AUGCAGAUCUUCGUCAAGCUCCCGACUGGCAAGAACUUGACUAUCAAUGUUCAGUCCUCCGAAUCGAUUGACGAUGUCAAGACCAAGGUCCAAACCUCGACCGGAAUCGCCCCCGAACGCCAGCGCCUCAUUUUUGCCGGCAAGGAUCUGCAGAGCGGUACAACCUUGGCCGACGGGAACGUCGCCGAUGGAUCAACUAUGGAUCUCGUAGUCCGGAUUUUCGGGGGUGCCGGCAAUAUUGUCUGUCAGCGGGAGGCUGGCAACGUGGUCGUUUCAAUCCGUAUCGCUGUCGAUGAUGACACUACCGUCAAGACUGUCAAGGACGAUAUCCGCAAUUCACUCGAGCAAUCGCUUGGAGUGAAACCCAAACAGGUGAUGUUGAGCUACAGGGGUGAUAAUCUUAGAAGUGUCAAUACCCUCCAACACUACAAUAUCCAGUACGGCGAAACGCUCAGCUUCUCACUCGGACGCCGCCACUAG